ACUCGUUAUGUAUUAUAGUUAGUUGAAAGAGUUGGAACGGCGUGUGUGUUUAACAAGAUUGUUAGAGAAGUAUUUUUAAUCUUUAUUAAAAAAUCCAAAAAAAUAUAAAGAGCAAGUAUGACCACGCCAUGUUCAACUCCCCCUCCGAGGAGUAACAUCUCUACGCCUAGCGCACCUAAAGUCGUCCGAGUAAGAUGCGGAAAAAUAGAAUAUAAUAUUGAGGAAUCUCCUAUGUCUGGCAUUGUUAAGGGAACUAUGAAAGUGAGUGUUUCCAAGAAAGAAUCUAAGAAAAAAGUGAAGAGAAAACAUUCCGAAAGUAAAAUCGGAAAUCCUUUUGCAAAAAAAACGAAAACGGGAGAGGACUUUGGUAAUAUAUGGCCGCAAGAGGACCUAUUUAACGCUAAGGAAAGACUAAAAAAAGGAAAGCAGGAAAGUGUUAAGGAUGAAAUUAAUUGGCUAACCUUAGGGAAGAGGAAGAAAGUGAUGUGGUUCAGAAACUUAUCCUUUUAG
Dimorphilus gyrociliatus is the source of this 510-nucleotide messenger RNA. NCBI's taxonomy places the organism in Eukaryota, Metazoa, Annelida, Polychaeta, Dinophilidae. The record is from the annotation of a GenBank genome assembly.